Messenger RNA from Anopheles marshallii, 1197 nucleotides. RefSeq names its product leucine-rich repeat flightless-interacting protein 2. The transcript has 6 exons. Gene Ontology annotation, biological process: regulation of DNA-templated transcription. Lineage: Eukaryota; Metazoa; Arthropoda; Insecta; Diptera; Culicidae. The coding region runs from base 1 to 1197 and encodes 398 amino acids. The record is from RefSeq and is a predicted model, not a curated record.
AUGGAGAGUCCGAGUGCCGGUGGGAGGCGUCGCGGCAAUUCGCGAAUCAAUGCCGAAGAUCAGGCGCUUGAUCAGAUUGCAAAGGAGGCAGAGGCGCGAUUAGCAGCAAGGCGCCAGGCACGUGCAGAGGCUCGCGAAAUACGGAUGCGAGAACUGGAGCGGCAACAGAAAGAGCUGGAGCAAACAGCCGACCGGGUGUUUGAUCUGCAGCAGCAGUCGAUCGGUUUAUCCGAACCGGCCAACACGGUUGCCACGCCCCGCACCAGCCGCAUACUGGCCCAGAAUGCAGCGACGCGUGGCAGUGCACUGUCGUCCCGCCGUAACAGUGAGGAUUCCCUAGAGGAGGAAGCCCGUAGCCUGCGCGAUCUUCGGCAUGAGCUGAAAGACGUGGAGGAGCGUUUCCGCAAAGCAAUGAUUGCGAACGCUCAGUUAGACAAUGAACGGUCCUCGCUUAACUAUCACAUUCAGCUUCUGAAGGACAAGCUGGAGGAGGUUGAGGAGUCACACUCGCAGCUGCAGCGUGAAUAUCGGGAGAAAUGUCGGGACCGGGAGGCGCUGAAGCGCAACAACGACAAACUCAGCGAGGAGUUGAAGCUCGUGCAAGGUCAGCUUCAGGAGCGUGAUGCGCUGAUAGAGCAGCACGGACUAGUAAUAGUAACGGUAGAGAAUGAGGAUGGUACGGAUGCGCACCGCGCCCUAGUCACAGCGGAUAACGCACAACUGCUCAAAUCUGUUCCCGGCUCAUUAGACGUAAGACUGAAGAAGUUUGCGGCCGAAAAGCAUGAACUGCAGACGGAACUGCAGGCAGUGCAGCAACAGCUGAACGAUAUCAAGAGCAAGGGCAGACGAUACACCUCUAUGAACGGUUCGCUGGUCGAUGAUGAUUAUGAAGAUGCGCAACGGGAAGCUAACAAGCUUAUCACGGAGUAUAAAUACAAGCUGCAGAAGGCGGAGCAAGAGAUCGCAAACCUGCAGGCUAGUCUGGCACGCUCGGAAACGCAGGUGAUCCGAUACAAGAGCACUGCCGAGGCGGCAGAGAAAGCCGAAAGCGAUCUUAAGAUUGAGCGAAGAAAGCUGCAGCGAGAGAACCGCGAAGCCAUGGAUCGGCUGGAGGAGCUAGAAACAUCGAACAACCAUCUGCUGAAGCGGCUAGACAAGCUUAAGAACGUCAAGAGCACCAUACUGAAGGACAUAUGA